AUGUCUAUUCCAUCUCCGCAACUAACGCCAGUCAAAACAUCAGCAUCUCCUUCUCCAUUUCCUUCAACGAACCCGCGAAAUCCAGUUGCGCUGCGGCUUCGCAAGAUCCUUGGGACUAACUUUACAGAUGAAGCCACCAAAGAUGCACUAAAGACGCUGUCUGAGCUCUAUGGCGUGCCAUCGCAAUCCAACGGCAGAAACGAAAAGCAGGUAACAUUGGAAUCGGACGACGAGGAUAGCAGCGACAACGAACGAAUAGACAGCGUUAACUUGGAUUCUCUUACGUGUGAGACGGCGUCUAGAGCUCGUAAACAUCUCCGGAGGGACUUGGAGAACAAGCUGGGGGAGGGAAGUCAUAAGUUCUUGACCGCAUUUGCUGAGGUAGAUAGGAAGCUUGAUGAACUUCAAACCCACGUUUCGACCAUGCGAGUAUGCUGUGAUGAUGCAGAGGCUCAAUUACUGCUUACAAGUACAGCAAGUAAAUCUCUGCUAGACCGCGCGGAGAGUCUAAGGGAUGAACGUAACGAGGUUGAAUCCAGGAAAUCAAUCAUCACCCUUUUCCUCUCCCGAUUUACCCUUACCCGGUCCGAAAUUGAUGCACUCACCGCUCGUGACGUGCCCGUUGGUCCAACAUUUUUUGCCGCUAUGUCCAAAGCAGAACACGUAAGAAGAGACUGUAGGGUGCUUAUGGUGGGUGAAGAUGGGCCCACGAAAGCUGGACUCGAUAUAAUGUCUACCACUUCUUCUUAUCUUGAACAAGCCUACGAUAAAAUUUCCCGAUGGUGUACGUUUGAGUUCAGGGAGAUCGGGCGAGAGCCGCACUUUGAAGCAUCCCCUGCUAUGCGUGAGGCUAUUAGGAGAUUGAAAGUCAGGGCUGAAUUACUGAGCGAAACAUUGCCCACGCUUGCACAUGCACGUUCCCAGACACUUCUCGCUGCGUUCACAAACGCUCUGACUCGUGGUUCUUCAUCCUCAUCUAUCGUCCCUUCCCAAGUAAAACAAUCAGAGAAGUCAAUGGAUUUCACUGGAACGAGGCCAAUUGAACUGCACGCGCAUGAUCCACUACGAUACGUCGGUGACAUGUUGGCAUGGGUACACCAAGCGGUUGCUGCAGAGAGAGAGGGUAUGGAGGGCCUGUUUGGCAUUGGGGAAGGAGAAGAGGGCAAUUACGACGACAUUGAUGAUGAAAUGGGGGAUUACGACACAGAAACGGAAUCGGGAGGAGAAGGCGUCGACGAUGAUGGCGAUAGCGAGGUCGAAGACAGAAAGAACAGACGAGUCGAAGAGCGUGCAAGGUCUUCGAACGUACGGAGAGGGCGGAUGGUGGGCGCUCCGCGAGUUUUCGGAUCGACUGACGAAGACGGGUGGGUUGGUGCGUUAGUAGACGGGGCUAUCGGCGGGUUAUGCGUACCAUUGAGGGCCCGUAUCACGCAAACCAUCCAAGCCCAAGACCAAUCACCUCUCACGUCGUACAAGCUCGCCAAUCUCAUGUCGUACUACGCGCUUACCAUGGCACGUGUCGUGGGGAAAGGGGCAAUAGUUGUUAAAGUUCUAUAUGCACUUACGGAAAUGGGGUAUAAAGUGUUCUUUGAUGGCAUAGAGGCACAAGGUAGGGCGUUGCUGAGAAUACCUUUGGACCUCGACGAUCCAGAUGUCUCGCCUCCUCUUCCCAUCCUCGAACAUGCACAGCGGUUGCGGGAAAUCAUGAAUGUUUACGACUCGUCACUUCUAGGUGACGGCGACCCUGUUCUUGACGACGAAGAUGUAUCCGAAACAGAGAGGAGUGGUUCCGAAUCUGGCCCCGGUGAAAAGUCUGCUACUUCGGCAAACUCUACAAUUUUUUCCGUAGUUCCCUCAAAGCGUAACUCGAAUCAUUAUACUUCAAUUCAACGUAUACUAGAUGUCAUGCUUGACCCUGCGGUGUCGAUGUGUCUUGGGGCUGCAGCUGAGAAGAAGCGAGUACGACCUCGGUGGGACGACGGUGUGUUUGGAUUGAAUUGCUUAGACUAUAUACAGACCUUAUUAGAACCUUUUGCGUUCACUGUCGACAAACAAGGAGAGUUGCAAGACAUGAUUGACGAGAGAGUUCAGGCACUUACAGAUGAGCACUAUGAAAACGUUCUAAAGGAUGCGGGUUUGCAUGAUGCUGUCGUUGCGUGUGAGACCUGUAGCUCGAAUGAUCCCCUUUCCCACAUCCCUGCAACUCAGCCCUCUGAGCUUGUCACUACUCUCGCCCGCUUCUCCCAGUGGCUCUCUGGCCUCGAAGUUGUUCAAUCCCCACGUCUCGCUCGUCUUUCACAACAGCGAUUACACGAUGCUAUUCACCAUGCUGCAUUAGCUCGCCUUGCACGUUCAUAUGAGCGGCUGUGCACCAUGAUAAGGGAUGUGAAGAGUAGAUAUGAGGCGCCUGGAACUUUGCUCGGGAGUGAAAGGCCCUUUGGGCAGGUGGCACUACUUUGGCAGAUAUUUGGACUCGAAGAGGAAGACUGGAGAGAAGAUGAGAUUGAGAGUGAGGGGCCGUAAACAAGACAGUCAGGAUUCAGAUAGUCCAUGCGAUAUGACCCUUCUGCUAUGAGUUGAUGCCUAACACACCAACGUAGCAGGUGUGCUUACUUUCAGUGACUGGUCUACUCCCUCUGAUGAACCAUGUAACAGACUCAUCUCGUAUAUACAGGUUUUUUAUGUCAUUUUUACUGCUUACCAGGCUUCUACUUGAUUGUCGGCAAAAUCACCACGACCUUUCUCGAGCAUAAUGGUUAUAGGCCAAGACUAUAUUUCUG
Serpula lacrymans var. lacrymans S7.9 is the source of this 2780-nucleotide messenger RNA. RefSeq lists its product as uncharacterized. Gene Ontology annotation, cellular component: COG complex. The transcript is spliced from 11 exons. NCBI's taxonomy places the organism in Eukaryota, Fungi, Basidiomycota, Agaricomycetes, Boletales, Serpulaceae. Gene Ontology annotation, biological process: intra-Golgi vesicle-mediated transport. Bases 1 to 2523 code for a protein of 840 amino acids. The record is from RefSeq and is a predicted model, not a curated record.